Molecule: messenger RNA, 2208 nt
Organism: Rubroshorea leprosula
Lineage: Eukaryota; Viridiplantae; Streptophyta; Magnoliopsida; Malvales; Dipterocarpaceae
Source: the annotation of a GenBank genome assembly
AGAUACUUAUACUAAAUCUAAUAUCACUGGCAGCCGCGUCAUUCGGCAGCGCCGGCGAGGAGGAGGAUAGCGAAGCAACGGCCGGAAAAUGAUGUUAGCACGACUGGCUUUCAGCAAGAUUAUUUCUUCCCAUCUGACUGCCAUGCACACUUCCUCUCGCCAGAUAAGCAUGGAAGCACAGAGUGUUGCUGCUCGACUUAAAAAUUCAGGUCUUUUUCGGACCCAGGGUCUGAUAGGAGGGAAGUGGAUUGAUGCUUAUGAUGGGAAGACCAUUAAGGUUAACAAUCCAGCUACCGGAGAAAUUAUAGCUGAAGUUCCUUGCAUGGGUAGAAGGGAGACAAAUGAUGCAAUAUGUUCUGCCUAUGAUGCUUUUAGUUCUUGGAGCAAACUCACAGCUGCUGAAAGGAGCAAAUAUCUUAGAAACUGGUAUGAUUUAUUAAUGACCCACAAGGAAGAACUUGGACAACUAAUAACAUUAGAGCAAGGAAAACCUCUAAAAGAAGCCAUGGGUGAGGUAAGUUAUGGGGCCAGUUUUAUUGAAUUUUUUAGUGAGGAGGCAAAACGUGUGUAUGGCGACAUAAUUCCAGCACCUUUAGCUGAUCGCCGGUUGGUUGUUCUAAAGCAGCCUGUUGGUGUUGUUGGUGCAAUUGCCCCCUGGAAUUUUCCCUUAGCCAUGAUCACUCGAAAGGUUGGCCCUGCUCUUGCUUGUGGGUGUACAGUGAUUAUAAAACCUUCUGAACUUACACCCCUCACAGCUUUAGCUGCAGCUGAGCUUGCCCUUCAAGCGGGAAUUCCUCAGGGUGUAGUGAACGUGGUUAUGGGAAAUGCUCCUGAUAUUGGUGAUGCUCUACUUGCAAGUACACAGGUAAGAAAGAUCACAUUUACAGGCUCAACAGCAGUUGGGAAGAAGUUAAUGGCUGGUGCUGCUGGAACUGUUAAAAGGGUAUCUCUUGAACUUGGCGGUAAUGCACCCUGCAUCGUCUUUGAUGACGCAGAUCUAGAUGUGGCAGUCAAAGGAACUCUUGCAGCAAAGUUUCGUAACAGUGGACAGACUUGUGUUUGUGCAAAUAGAAUACUUGUGCAAGAAGGUAUUUAUGAGAAAUUUGCAGAUGCUUUUUCAAAAGCUGUUCAAAAUUUGCAAGUUGGGGAUGGGUUCACAGAAGGUGUUGUCCAGGGGCCACUAAUUAAUGAAGCUGCAGUGCAAAAGGGAGCAAAAGUUCUUCUUGGGGGUAAAAGACAUAGCCUUGGAUUCACUUUCUACGAGCCUACAGUAGUUACAGAUGUCAAGAAUGAGAUGCUUAUAGCAAAAGAGGAAGUGUUUGGACCUGUGGCACCUCUAUUACAGUUUAAAACUGAGGAGGAAGCUAUUCAUAUUGCAAAUGACACCAAUGCAGGGUUAGCUGCUUACAUUUUCACAAACAAUGUUCAACGCACAUGGCGUGUCUCAGAAGCUCUUGAAUAUGGGCUUGUUGGUGUUAAUGAAGGAAUAAUCUCAACAGAGGUAGCUCCAUUUGGUGGUGUCAAACAAUCUGGUCUUGGACGAGAAGGUUCCAAGUAUGGGAUUGAUGAAUAUCUGGAACUCAAAUACGUAUGCUUUGGAGAUAUGAACCGAAAAUGAUGCUCGAGGUAUGAGCUUAUGUAGAUAUCUGCUUAUGGUAUUUUUUUUGACUUGAGUUUCGUAGUGCCAAAAUGCUCAUUCCGUGAAUACAGAUACAGUGCAGCUGGUCGGCUGUAGUUUUGAAAGUAGUUCAUCGGAAAGUGCAUUUUCGAGCGUUUUCGUUUUCAAAUAGUUCCUCUUGCAGCGUAGUGUCUCUGAAUAAAUGCAGGCCAAUUGCAAUCAGCAAGCAAACUCUUGGCUAUUCUGCAUGUUUGUGUUGUAAACUCUUUUCCAAUGGGGUCAUCGGUGCAACUUAUGGAGUUCGACCCCAUUCGACUGUAAGUUGUUUUAUUAGGUUUGGAUGGGAGUAGAAAUGCAUGGAGGACAAUCUUCAAUUCCACAAAAGUGAUACAGAAAUGGAGCCCCAUAGCUUUAGAAUAAGAGAGAAGGGUCCCCUACUCCUUUAUGCAUUGAUGUUCACGUCCUCACAUUAGCUAGAUCGACUGCUCUGUUUAAUACUAAUUUGUUGUUAAUUUAUGCUCUAACCUUAAUUAAUCAGAACUACUGUAUUGUGUCUUAGCACUUCCGAUUAAUAAUCUAAGUUAUUCAUG